This is a messenger RNA of Lytechinus variegatus (green sea urchin), 2004 nucleotides long. It is a transcript of the gene carm1, whose product is annotated as histone-arginine methyltransferase CARMER-like. The coding region runs from base 56 to 1900 and encodes 614 amino acids. Gene Ontology annotation, biological process: peptidyl-arginine methylation. The record is from RefSeq and is a predicted model, not a curated record. Gene Ontology annotation, molecular function: protein-arginine N-methyltransferase activity. NCBI's taxonomy places the organism in Eukaryota, Metazoa, Echinodermata, Echinoidea, Temnopleuroida, Toxopneustidae. The transcript has 13 exons.
AAAUUCCAAUAACGCCGCGCCGAUAUGCACCCAAUUUACAUGGCAGGAGAUCAUCAUGGCGAUCGUCUUUGAGAAUGUGCGUUUGAGUUCAUUGUCAGAUCAAGGCGACAUUGCACAACAAACUCAAAAUGUGCUCAAACUUCAAGUGUCUACACAAGAUGCCAAACCAAUAUUUUCAUUAUAUAAUGGUAACCAACAAGUCUUAACCUUUGACCUCGGCACGGAAAAUAGUUCAACAAUAUGCCGGGCAACCAAACUAGCAUACAUGGUGAAUAUCAAAGGAAAUGGAAUCCUCCUACACUUCACAUCAGAGUUUGAGGUGACUAGAUUUGAGAAGAUUCUUGAUGGUGCUAAGUAUAAUCAAAAGCAAGCAGAUAAGAAAUCAUUGUUUUCACAACGAACAGAUGAAGCCUCGGCAGUGCAGUAUUUUCAGUUCUAUGGAUAUUUAUCCCAACAACAAAACAUGAUGCAGGAUUACAUUAGGACGUCGACAUACCAGAAAGCAAUGUUAACCAACCAUGAAGACUUCAAAGACAAGGUUGUACUGGAUGUCGGCGCUGGAUCAGGAAUCUUAUCAUUCUUUGCCAUUCAAGCCGGAGCACGUAAAGUCUAUGCCAUUGAAGCCAGCUCAAUAGCAGAACAAGCAAAGCAACUCGUCAAAGCCAACAACCUUGCAAACCGCAUCACGGUGGUCCCGGGGAAGGUGGAGGAGGUGACGAUACCGGAGCAGGUGGAUCUGAUCGUCUCGGAACCCAUGGGAUACAUGCUCUUCAAUGAGAGGAUGUUAGAAAGCUUCCUUCAUGCCAAGAAGUGGCUGAAACCUGGUGGUAAGAUGUUCCCUACCCAAGGAGAUGUCCACAUUGCUCCAUUCACAGACGAUGCUCUCUACAUGGAACAAUUCACAAAAGCAAACUUCUGGUAUCAACAGUCUUUUCAUGGUGUCGACCUUACUUGCCUCAGAGAAACCGCUCUUCAGGAGUUCCUCAGACAACCUAUAGUGGAUACAUUUGACAUCAAGAUCUGCCUAGCGAGGACUUACAAGUAUACCGUCGACUUCUUGACGACGAGUGAAAGUGACCUUCAUAGAAUUGAGAUACCCCUUCAAUUCAAGACGCAUCAAUCAGGAGCCGUCCAUGGCCUUGCUUUCUGGUUUGAUGUAGCCUUCCAUGGGUCAUUACAAUCUGUAUGGCUAUCCACAGCACCAACUGAGCCUCUCACUCACUGGUAUCAGGUUCGCUGCUUACUACGGUCACCUAUCUAUGUCACAAAAGGUCAAAGAUUAACAGGGAAGGUUAUACUCAUCGCCAAUGCAAGGCAAAGCUAUGACAUCGAUCUCGAGCUAGAAUCCCCUGGGUCGGAGGUCAAGUCGACCAACAGACUGGACCUGAAGAAUCCCCUCUUCCACUACACCGGCCAGCAGGUCCUGCAAGGAGGCACCCACACCAGCUCACCAUCGGAGAGCUACUGGAGCCAGCUGGGCAACGGAACGGCAAUGGAUGCCACCGGCUCGACGCUGGGCAACGGGUACAGCAACGGCCAGGGGCUGAGUACAGGUGUGGUUCAGUCGAUACCUAUUGGUAAGCAGGCUAACACCGACCCCAUCGCCCACAGUACCGUCUUACCGGGAGGACUCACCCAGAGGCAGUAUACCGUGGCCAUCCCUUCGUCCGUCGGCCAGGCGAUGUCUACUCUAUGCUUCACAAACAACCAAUCCAGCGGGCAAUACCAGCAGCAGCAGCAACAACAGGUGCAGCAAUCGCAGACGCAACAGCUUCAGCAAGGUCGGAUGGCGCACGGAUCGUCGAGUGGUCGGGGUCACAUGAUGAUGGAUCAGAUGGGAGGCAUGUAUGGAGGCGCCCAACAACAGAGGCAUAAUAAAUAUGGUACGCAAAUGAACUGAUGAUAGGGGGGGCGACUGGUAGAUUGAACUAAAUUGACAACAUCGUGGAGCAGUCGUAACUGUCCAGUGUUCAAAUUCUGUAAAAUCCUGUACUGGUUGUUCAG